Molecule: messenger RNA, 1776 nt
Organism: Symbiodinium natans
Lineage: Eukaryota; Dinophyceae; Suessiales; Symbiodiniaceae
Source: the annotation of a GenBank genome assembly
AUGGCGCGCCGCCUCACGGACGCCUUCUUGCGGCGCGUGCAAGGGUGUGGACGAUACAUGUAUGAGUUACUUCGCGUGCCUCAGUCCUCCGCCGCGGGACGGCAUCGCGCACGGCUUGGAACCUUGCUGGUCACCAUCAUCGUGAUUCCCCUGCAGAACCUGUUUCAGAUCGGUGUCCACUUUUCGCCUUCCUUGGUCAUCCUCCAAGCCAUCCUUCUACCGGCAGCCCUCGUCAUCUCUUGGCGGCUCCGGCACCGACUCGAUGACGACUUCCCGCAUUUUUGGGAUGAUGCCCGGGCGAGCAACCUGCUUCAGAUGGCGAUCUUCUACGGCAUUGUCGUCUUCCAUCUCAUCCCUUUACUGAUCUGGGGUUCUGGGCAAGAUGUUGCGGAGAGUUUGACCCUCAAUGUUGCCGGAUAUUUUGGUAUUUAUUUCAUUGUGUUGGACAACCAUACUCUCCCGACCGUGCUGAUCUCGCUCUAUGCAGUGGCUGCUUGCAUAAAGGCUGCUGUGACACAAGCGUCGUUUACAAAAGGUAUGAUGCAGCAGAGUUUUCAGACCUUCGUGUAUUCUUUCUUUACAAGAUAUUUCUUGUUGCGUCUCGACCGGCAUUCGCUCCUGAUGAAGAUCUUGGAGGACACUCGGUGGCGAAGGGAAAGCUCCUCCCAGCCACGAUUUGAGGCGCUCAUCGACCUAGUCCGGCACCGCGAAGGCCACAAAAGCCUGGCGAAGGUCCUAAGUGUGUACAGACUCCGGCAGGAUCGAAAGGAGGGGCUGGUGGCACAGUUCAUUUGGAUGUAUCAUGCCAUGACAACCUGGAACCUGCCUCAGAAUGUCUGUCAGCAGAUCUUCGGCUUCCUCGACCCCUCCGAACCCACCAUCCCGGGUCCCACACCCUCGACGGCUUCAGGUGCGGCAGUUUCAAGUCUCGAUGCCACAGCAGCCCAGUCCCUGCAGUCGACCCUGACAUCCGUGUCAUUCCUUCGGCGCCGCCUGGUGGGCUCGUUGCUCGGUGGGGAUUGCGGGUUGCGCGAGAUGCGCAAGCAGGGCAAGCACGUCAAUGAGGGCUGCGACAAGGAAAGCCUGCGCGAGCUGAUGCGGUGGGACAAGGUGACCCGGCGAGAGGGCAGCGGGGACAACGAGCCAUGCAAGGUCACCCCCGACUGCCCGUGCAACGAGGAAGUCAACUGCGGCGAGGUCUUGCAGAUCAUGCCGAAUGCGGUUCAGCUUUGCCUGCGGGAGUUUGGGCCGGAGGGCGACCGGGAGCUCUUCGAGGAGCUGUCUGGGUCGGCAUCGGCUGUGGAGGAAGGCUCCGUGUGGAAAGCGGGAGGGAAGCUGAUCUUCAGCGCUUUCGACCGCAACCAGUCCGUGCAAGCAUUGACCCGGAUGCUGAACAAUGCGGGCAGGAGCCGCUGCGUGCGGAUGCUGAUGCAGAUGGUCAAGUAUAGCGAAGCGGAGUACGGCGGGUACGUCACCGCCAUACAAAUCAACUUCCACCUCUCAGGCGAGUCUUUCCAUGCCCAACAUCGCGACAUCUACAGCGCCAAGCAACGCGCAGGCCCCAGCUGCACAUGCACCUUUAAGAAGUGUGUCGGCACCGUCUGCUACACCGUGGGCUCCAGCCGCCAAUGCCUGCUGGAGACAAUGACGGACACAUUCUCAUCUGUGAAACCCUGCGGUGCCGACUGCACGGGGCGUCGUGAGCGGAGGUGGCUUCACAGUGGGGAUGCGAUGUAUUUCAACGAGGCGUGGAACGCCGGGAGCCCAUCCCUAUAA